AUGGCCACCAUUGCUUCUUCCUCAUCCACUGUGCUCCUCUCUGCAUCAUCUUCCAACCUCCUUCCAUUUUCACACCCUUCUACAUCGCGCCUUUCUUUCUCAUCUUCCCUUUCCUCCUCCUCCUCCUCUCUAUCAAUUUCUCCCACCUUUUUAUCACACAAUUCUUCAAAUUCUAGACACUUUGUCAAUCAUUCUGCCUUCACCAUCAAUGCCAGUGCUGCUAAGAAGAAGAAGGUGCUCAUCGUGAAUACCAAUAGUGGCGGGCAUGCCAUUAUUGGCUUUUACUUUGCAAAGGAGCUUCUUGGUGCUGGCCACUCAGUCACCAUACUCACUGUUGGUGAAGAAGGCUCAGACAAGAUGAAAAAACCUCCUUUUAACAGAUUCUCAGAAAUUGUGAGUGCUGGAGGGCGCACUGUAUGGGGAAAUCCUUCUGAAGUGGGGAGUGUUGUAGGAGGGGAAGUGUUUGAUGUGGUCUUGGACAACAAUGGCAAAGAUCUUGAGACUGUGAGGCCGGUGAUUGAGUGGGCUAAGAGUGCAGGUGUCAAGCAAUUCUUGUUCAUUAGUAGUGCUGGAAUCUACAAUCCAACAGAUGAACCUCCACACGUUGAAGGGGAUGCUGUUAAAGCAGAUGCUGGUCAUGUUGGAGUGGAGAAAUACAUAGAAGAAACUUUUGGAAGUUGGGCAGUGUUCCGACCACAGUACAUUAUUGGGUCUGGCAACAACAAAGACUGUGAGGAGUGGUUUUUUGAUAGGAUUGUUCGGGAUAGACCUGUGCCAAUUCCUGGCUCGGGGUUGCAACUCAGUAACCUAGCUCAUGCUAGGGACUUAUCCUCAAUGCUCACUCUAGCUGUUGAGAACCCAGAGGCUGCAAAUCAUAACAUUUUCAACAUUGUCAGUGACCGUGCAGUGACGCUAGACGGAAUCGCCAAGCUGUGUGCUCAAGCUGCAGGACGCCCUGUCAACAUAGUGCAUUAUGAUCCAAAAGCUGUUGGAGUUGAUGCAAAGAAAGCUUUCCCUUUCCGCACCUAUCACUUCUAUGCAGAACCUAGAGCAGCCAAAAGUAAAUUGGGAUGGCAAUCAACCACAAACCUCCCUGAAGACCUAAAAGAACGGUUUGAGGAGUACGUAAAGAUUGGGAGAGAUAAGAAGUCAAUCCAGUUCGAGCUAGAUGAUAAGAUUUUAGAGGCAUUGAAAGUUCCUGUGUCUGUGUGA
Molecule: messenger RNA, 1212 nt
Organism: Sphenostylis stenocarpa
Lineage: Eukaryota; Viridiplantae; Streptophyta; Magnoliopsida; Fabales; Fabaceae
Source: the annotation of a GenBank genome assembly